GUAAUUCUACUCUCUUACUUUAUCUGUCUUUUUUUUUUUAUUUAAUUUAUUUUGACCCUUCUUUCUCCCAUUCACUUUAUUUCGAGCGCAAGUUUAAGUCUGCCUGGAUUUUAAAGAAAAUCAAGUUUAGUCUCUCAAGUAAAUUACCGAACAACUUAAAUUGAAUGUUAAAAUAAUAUCUCCGGACAGUUGUAGAUUCCAUUUGUGGAGUUUUAUUUUAUUUGUUGGAUUUUGUGGCGUAUAUUGUUAAUGUUCCGGCCGACUAAUGGAUUGUUGUUUUUUGCACUUUUAUGCUGUAUCAAGAGAUGUGAGGAAUGAUCACGUGGGUGAUGGUCGGACUGCUUCUGGCUGCGGAAACACACGGGAGAAAUUUUUUGUCCGACGCCGACGACACUAACGAUCAAAUUCUGGUUAAAUUAAACGGAGUUAAGAGAACUGCGGGGACUAAUGGAGAAGAUACUUAUCGUCUCACAUGCUACACCUGUGUCAACGUCAGCGACAAUCAGAUGUGCAACACAUGGGCGAUCGACACCCCCUGCCCGCCGGAUGGAAAAGACUUCUGCAGGUCACUCCACAUACUCGACAGUCGGGGCAACAGUGUGUUGGUGAGCAAAAGCUGUGCCAGUAGUGCAGAAUGCGGUCCAGCAUCAGUCGGUUGCGUACCGAUCGAUACUCAGAAGAUAUGUAUAAGCUGUUGCGACGUAAGUUACUGCAAUGUAGACUCACCGACGAAUUCAAGCAACGCAAUAUACUCGCGAAAGCGUCGGAAGUCUAAGAAGCGCAAAAAGGUUGAGAAGAAUUCUUCUUCAAGAGUAUCUGCGCGUCGAUUAAUAAAGUUACUUGGCUUUUCCAUCAUAGCCACGUUGUUUUAUGCAUAUCAUUGUUAUCGAUAAAUCAAAUGUAUAUUAUUAAUUACAAUAAGAAAUCCUAUUGAUAAGUUAUUGAUUAUUUUAAAGUCUAAGUACUCGUAAUUAGCUUUAGAAUGGAUAAUUUUUAUCGUUGAUUCGGUUUAAAUUGUAGCCUUUGCCUUGUUAGAAAUUAUUCAUUGUAAUUAAUAACUUAAUUUAUUCCUACUAAUUAUCUUAAGAUAAUAAACAAUUUAAUUAACAAAUUAACAAUUUGUUGUCCGUAAAAAAUUUUAAUGUCUUUGGGCUAAA
This is a messenger RNA of Cotesia glomerata, 1157 nucleotides long. RefSeq lists its product as uncharacterized. NCBI's taxonomy places the organism in Eukaryota, Metazoa, Arthropoda, Insecta, Hymenoptera, Braconidae. Gene Ontology annotation, molecular function: acetylcholine receptor regulator activity. The record is from RefSeq and is a predicted model, not a curated record. Bases 315 to 893 code for a protein of 192 amino acids. The transcript has 5 exons.